AUGCACUCGUCGCUGCCGUCGUCUGUCGGAGCCGAGUCCGUGCAGGCGAAGCUCGAGGCGGCCUCCAAGUACGUGGAGGAGAUCCCUUUCUUCGGGUCGAAGACAGAUUUCUGUGGGCAUGGCCAGGAGUCCGUAGGCAUUGUCGAGGAGGUUGAGCUCGCAGCCAAGGACAUCAAGCUCAUCACGACAGUGUUGAAAUGUGUUGCGACGUGUGCGCCACAUGGUUUCCUUCUGGAGGAGCUGACAGAUGACCUGCCCACAGCUUUUUGUGCCUGCUUAAACGCUGCGGCCAUGAUGCGCUCAUGGAGUGACACGCAGCUGCUCAACACGAGAAGGAGCAACAUUGGCAACCACAUCGGCGCGGCUUUGCCUGGCUAUUCGGGUCAUGUUCCCAGUGUUCGUUUGGAGGGCGAGGCCAUCGCUUCAACUUUUGGUCGUUCUCUGAGAAUUGCGCAAGGCGUGCGCAGCCAGAAGACUUGUGACAUUCAGGCAAUGCGCUUGCAGCGCGAAGAGCAAGACCGGCGGACCAGGAGUAUAAUUCCACCGACAAGGGCUCCAGAGUAUGACAAGCGUGGCAUCAGCUACCCACCAGCUGGCGACACACUUCAUUCGCGAAUCCCAGAGUCCAACGAGGAGAAAUAUCACUACCAUUCUGGCAUGGGAUUGACGUCUCUUGCCUACGACGGCCUCGGCGGCGCGGGGAAGCUCCGAAGCCAUGGAGCUGCUGCUCGAGCAAUUCCUGGAUACCAGGGCUUCAUCCCGGGCAAGGUUACAGAAAAUGCUUUCGCGGAGACCUGGUCCAAAACGCAGGAGACGUCUUUGGCAUCUCACUUCGCAGCACGAGCAUCCGCUCCAAAAACGUGGACACUCAUGACGGAGGGCAGGACGACGCUAGCUCCUGUUGCAUCGGACACCAUCGCCGAGAUGCCGAUCCGGAAUCCUUCCUACCAGGACCAUGCCAAAGGAUGGUCCGAGUGCAAGGUCACGGGCAAAGAUGUCCUGCCAGCCGGUGCAGCUGCACCGUUUGGACGACACGAGGUCUUUGGCAUGAAGGUGCCAGACGUUUCACAGGUUCUCCACCAUGGAGUAGCGCCAAUCCAUGGCUACAAGGGCUACAUUCCUGGGCGUAUCAGCGAAAACGUGAUUGGCGAGCGGCAGGGCAAGUCCAUCGCAUUGGCAGACCAUCUACAUCGUAAAGAAAGUGGAGUAUCAAAGCCCGGCCCAGAGAAGGCAGAGACGCUGCUUGAGACGGCGAAGGGCAAGCUGGCUGCAAUCAAAGAGCACUUGGGCAGUCUUGAGUCUGGCUGUUCCGAGGUGGGUCUGGGACCAUGCCAAGUGAAGGUGAAAGACUUCCAGGAACGACUGUCUAGGCUGAGCCACACCGUGGCACAGCACAAGCUGAGCGUUGAGGCCACGAAGGAAGAGACCACAAGCAAAACACAGGAAGGCGGCGAAGGUGGUGCCAGCGAAGGCACCGACACCCAGAAUGGAGGUACAGCCGCCCCCACCACAGCACCUCCCGCACCUCCCGCAGCGGAUGCCCCCACCGCCGGCCCCGCAGCAGCACCCCCCGCACCGCCUGAGAUGGCAUCCGUCCCUCAGCCUGCAGCAGCAGUGGGGCAUGAAGUGCAGAAGGAGAAUUCCCCGAUGCAAAUAGACGAGCCUGCACAAGCGGGCAAGCCUCAAGAAGCUUGCGCUUCAGCUUGGCAUUUCAGGGGGCACAUGAAGCCCUUGGAGGCAGCCCAUGGUGGUGCCCAGGCACCCUCUGCUGGGCGGCGAUACAUCGGGUGCGAGGAACACAUGCAGGAUGCAGGCACCUCCGUACCAUUUGCUGGAAGACAUGGCUCUGGAAGAAGACACCUUCCGGCCCACCAGGGCAACCUGAACCUCUUCAAGGAGGGCGCCCCUGACGAACGACUUUGGAGUCGGAAUGGCCCUCUGCCGCACCAGUCUCCUCCGAGGCAGCCAUCUCCCUCUUCGUGGGAGGGCUAUGCCAGCAUGGAAGCUGCAGAGGUCAGAAUACCUUCGCAAGCCGAGAUGAAAGAUUCCUUGAAGGAGUGGCUAUGUGCAAGCCACAAUCUCGAGAUCGGUGAUGCUGUCAAAUGGGAUCAAGUUGCCGUGGAGAAGAACGGCAUGUUCUGGAUUGUGUUCGCACUCAACUCGAAGGGUAUAUCGCUGUCGCGGGAGGGCCCGACAGCCAGAGCUCUUGCGGCAAAGCUGUCCGCACUACCGAUUACAGAGCUGCGGCACUUUGGGCUCCGUUUGCAAUCACCUCAAAGUGAGGAGAUUCGGAGUGCAAACCUCUCUCUCCAGUCUCCAGGUGUUCACGAGAGCCUCGGGUCCAAGGAAACGGAGACCUCUGCUGAGAUCUCUGAUGCUGCAGGUGCGCGACGCACUCGCAGCCCGGAGGACGUUCGAAAGAGAUACAUAGCUUCCGGAAAGGACAACUUCAAAGGAUUGGGCCAGGCGCAAGUUGAAGCUCCCGCAGGCGGGCGCCGAUUCAUUGAGAUCAGGGACAACCUGACAAGCGGUGCCACUUUCAGGGAGAACGGCGAGGACCCUCAGGCGUUCCUGCCCAUGCGCCGAGCUGCACAUACCUUGAACCAGGGCAGUGGCCCAGCUGCAAGUCGUGUUGCACGUGUUGGGACCAGAUUCUAG
Molecule: messenger RNA, 2658 nt
Organism: Symbiodinium necroappetens
Lineage: Eukaryota; Dinophyceae; Suessiales; Symbiodiniaceae
Source: the annotation of a GenBank genome assembly